AUGGAAAAGACCAACUGGACAACUGAGACUGAAUUCAUUCUGCAGGGACUUUCUGAGUACCCCGAAGCUGAAAAAAUACUUUUUGUGAUGUGUUUGUUGAUGUACCUGGUAAUCCUCCUGGGAAACAGUACCUUGAUCAUUUUAAUAAUCCUGGAUUCCAACCUCCACACACCCAUGUAUUUCUUUCUUGGCAAUCUUUCCUUCCUAGACAUUUGGUACACAUCGUCUUUUAUCCCCACAAUGCUGAUACAUUUCUUGUCAGAGAAAAAAACCAUCUCCUUCACUAGAUGUGUUCUUCAAAUGUCCGUCUCUUAUACUAUGGGCUCCACAGAGUGUGUGCUCCUAGCGGUGAUGGCAUUUGACCGCUAUGUGGCCAUCUGCAACCCUCUCAGAUACACCGUCCUCAUGAACAAGGCACUGUGUAUUCAGAUGGCUGCUGUCUCCUGGGGAUUGGGUUUUCUCAACUCAUUGACAGAAACUGUUCUUGCAACCCGGUUGCCCUUCUGUGGGAAAAAUUUCAUCAAUCAUUUUUUUUGUGAAAUAUUGGCCUUUGUCAAGCUGGCUUGUGCAGAUAUUUCUAUGAAUGAGAUAGCUAUAAUGCUGGGCAAUGUGAUAUUUCUGUUUUCCCCAUUAUUGCUGAUUUGUAUAUCUUAUCUUUUCAUCCUGUCUACUGUGCUGAGAAUGAAUUCAAAUGCAGGAAGAAAAAAAGCUUUUUCGACCUGUUCAGCCCACAUAACUGUGGUAACUGUAUUUUAUGGGACAAUUCUCUUUAUGUAUAUGAAGCCAAAGUCCAAAGACUCUGCUUUUGACAAACUAAUUGCCCUGUUCUAUGGCAUCGUCACCCCCAUGCUCAAUCCUAUCAUCUAUAGCUUGAGGAACAAGGAGGUUCAUGGGGCUAUGAGAAAACUGAUGAGGAGGCAUUGGCUCAGGAGGAAACACUGA
This is a messenger RNA of Echinops telfairi (small Madagascar hedgehog), 942 nucleotides long. RefSeq names its product olfactory receptor 13D1-like. Gene Ontology annotation, biological process: G protein-coupled receptor signaling pathway. The coding region runs from base 1 to 942 and encodes 313 amino acids. The record is from RefSeq and is a predicted model, not a curated record. The transcript has a single exon. Gene Ontology annotation, molecular function: olfactory receptor activity; G protein-coupled receptor activity. Gene Ontology annotation, cellular component: membrane. NCBI's taxonomy places the organism in Eukaryota, Metazoa, Chordata, Mammalia, Afrosoricida, Tenrecidae.